GGGUACUGUGGGAAGAAGGACAGUUACAAGACCUAUUUCUGAUCACAUGGUCCUUCUUUUGUACUACUGCUCCCAUCGACGUCUGGCAUAGACAUCCCUUUGCGUUAGGCCCCAUUCCUCCUUCCACCCGACUGUGGCCAACAUUGCUUUGAACUGUGUGCUGCAGCACCCGGCGGUCCAUAAGUUUGUGUUGCAUGUAUGAAUGGCCCUUCCGUGCCAAUGAGCCUCCGAACCUUAGUUUCCGUAUUGAACGAGUCAGUAACAUGAUAGCCAAGCUUGCGAAAACCUGCACCCUCCGAAUCAGCCCCAAUAAGCUGAACUUCAUCCUUUCUGAUAAACUGGCCAGUGGAGGGGUGAGCAUGUGGUGUGAGCUGGAGCAGGAGAACUUUUUCAGCGAAUUUCAAAUGGAGGGUGUUUCGGCAGAAAACAAUGAGAUUUAUUUAGAGCUAACAUCGGAAAACUUAUCUCGAGCUUUGAAAACUACCCAGAAUGCCAGAUCCUUGAAAAUCAAGCUGACUAAUAAACACUUUCCCUGCCUCACAAUCUCUGUAGAGCUGUUAUCUGUGUCAAGCAGUAGUCGCAUUGUGACCCAUGACAUCCCCAUAACGAUUAUUCCUAGAAGAUUGUGGAAGGACUUACGAGAACCCUCAGUCCCAGAUUCUGAUGUGAGUAUUUAUUUGCCAGUCUUGAAGACUAUGAGGAGUGUUGUAGAAAAAAUGAAAAACAUCAGCAAUCAUCUUAUUAUUGAAGCAAACCUAAAUGGAGAUUUGAACUUGAAGAUAGAAACUGAAUUAGUAUGUAUUACAACUCAUUUUAAAGAUCUUGGAAAUCCUCCAUUAGCCUCUGAAAAUACUUCUCAGAACAGAAACCCAGAAGAGAUGGCUGAGGUGCACAUAGAUAUCAAGAAGCUCCUCCAAUUUCUUGCUGGACAGCAGGUGAAUCCUACAAAGGCCAUAUGCAAUAUUGUGAAUAAUAGGAUUGUUCAUUUUGAUUUGCUUCAUGAAGACGUCUCCCUACAGUAUUUCAUCCCAGCAUUGUCCUAGCGCUACCUUGCCAGAUUUGAAUGCCCAGAGGCCUUUGUCCUGAUGGGAGAGGCAGUGGGGCAAUGUGUUCUGAGUCACUUGUCUGUCCUGACAACACCACAAAUCUCCACACCAUGCUUAUUCUUCCUCUAUAAUAUUUUAACUAAAAAUGAAAUCAGUGCAACAUAGUUGGAUAAGCAUAUUACUUUAUAUUAUUUAUGUCUGUUUUGUUUUUUAAUUUUUUUUAUUUGCUUUUAAGACAUUGAGAAGAAGAGCUAAAAUUUAUCCAGUUUUUAUUUAUUUUGUGGUGCUGGGAAUGGACCCUAGCACUCUACUGCUGAGCUACACCUGGCCCUCUCCUCUUUAAACAGCAGUUUCUCAUUGAAGUUAUGAAAAUCCUCACACAUGUGGAAUCAGUGUCAUAGAAUUCAUAAGAGUGUUGCCCACGGAGUUUGGAGUUUUCCUCCAAGUACAACCUCUAGUUCAGCACACUGUUGGCCACUCUCAAAUUUUAGCAUGUUUCUCUCUCCUUGCUCCCAUCCCCAAGAGCCCAGUGAUAGAAAAGAUGGUCCUUCCGUCCCCCACAGCACCUGUGGUUAUUUAGUGCUCAAUAACUGCAGCAUAGGACCCUCUGUCCAACUUUCAAAGAACUCGAGCCCACUUGCCUCUCUGCUCCCUGAAAGCUGGCCCAGACAACAUGGUUCUCAGCUGCAAGCUUUCCCUUCCUUCUGCUGUUCUCACUGUCUCCCUGGGGCCAAUUUUGCUCUUAAGUUGUUUUUUGCAGUGCCAGGAGUUGAACCAAGGGCCUUGCAUGUGCUACACUGAGCUACAUCCCCAGUCCUUUGGUUUAUAAUUCUUUAUAGUGUUUUUUUUUCCUCUGUGGUAUAUCAGAUCUUUCAUUUUGAGAAGAAUUUGCAUUUAGAGUAGAAAAAAAAGGAAUUUCUAAGUUAGCUUUUGUGUUAAAUGAUGAGACCUUGUUUCCGUUUAUGUAUCAAAGCUGAUGCAGUUGUGAUGGAUGUGCUUCCUCAUUCUCCCUGAAGUACAUUUCAUCAUAUUUCCUAUUUUAAUUAAAUCUCAUGUGACCUAUGGAGGGGGACAUAAUACAUAGAGUAUUGUAAUGUCUCAUUACAAAGUCAAGACCUAUUUUGUUUAGGAUAAACAUCAGCAAAAAUGAAAAUCUCUUUUGGCUUUAUUAUUUGAUAAAACCAAUGUAUGUGAAUGACUUUUCUGGUUUUUAGUAAUGUUAGUUUCAGUAGGAUGUUCUAUUUUGUGAGGCUAACGUUUUAAAAUCAGACAUUUUAGUUUUGAAAUGCUGUCUCCCUUCUUGGCUUGUAAUAAAAUCAAUUCCCACUAUAGUCAUAAAACCUAAAAAUCAUGAUGCAAAAUAGAAUUAUAUCUGAAAAUUAUUUUAUAAAAAAUUAUGUUUGUGAAAAUGUGUUAUGACUUACCAGUUGUAUAACAUUUAUUAUCAGUGUAUCUGAACUGUAUGAUUUUAUGGAUAGUUCAGGAUUUCCUGUCCUUGGAAUGUGGCUAAAGAAGUCCUCAUUGGCAGUGUGGAGGCUACAGUCUUUCUGAUUUUUUUGUCACAACUUGCUUUGUUUUGUUCAUCAAGACUCCUACUCUUUGCAUCUCACAGACCUAUACGAUGAGGGAGGGAACUAGUAGAAAACCACAAACUUAGGAAGUGUAUGGGGUUGCUUUAUUGAACAGUGUGCCAAGAUAAGAUUAUGUAAACAAGAAAUAGCAACUUAGUUCAUUUAGAGGACCAAAGAUAACUUCUGGAUUUUGGAAACACACUUUUACUGGCUGUGCAUGUGUAAGAAUUUAGGUUUGAGGAGCACUGUGCUAAAUGUCAGAGCCAGUAGGGCAUCCUCUUGCCUUGCCUGCAUGGGCUCAGAGUCCAGCUUAUCUUUGGUAGCCCCAUCUUUUGUUGUUGUUGAACUGGGCAUUGAACUUAGGGGCACUUUACCACUGAGUUACAUCCUCAGUGGAUUUUAUUUUUUUAUUUUGAGACAGCAUCUUGCUAAGUUACUGGGGUAUCCCUAAGUUAACUGAGGCUGGCUUCAGACAUUUAAUGCUCCUGCCUCAGCUUCCUGAGUUGCUGGAAUUACAGGGUGCAUCACCAUGUGCAACUGAUAGCCACAUCUUGAACUGAGUUUUGAGACCAUCCUGAGUAGGUCAGGGAGACAUAAAAAUUUCUAAUCCAGGUACUCAAGCUCACAUCCAAGUGGCCUUGCCAUCUUUCAGCAGCCUUUCCUUAGUUCAGCAGGGAAUUGCUUACCCAUCAGGUCUCAGAUAUAGUUUAUUGGAUAAUGCUUCCCUAGCACAAAGGACCCUGCUCUUGCCCUGAAAAGUGGCAUGAGCAUUAGUUCUGGAGCAGGAACUCUGGUUCUGUCUCAGUGAAAUGUCUUAAUGAUGUUCAUAUUCUUGGUAUAUUCUGCCAAAUGGAUAGAGUAUUCAUCUUUUUGAAGAGAGAUACAAUUCUAUGCAUUUUUAUUUUAAAACCUUUAUUGAAAAUCACUGAUCAUACAGUUAAUCCAUUAAAAUAUUCAAUCUGGUGGGUUUAGUUUGUUCACAGGCCUUGUGCAGCCACCACCACAAUUUUAGAACUUUGUCAUUACCCAAUAAGGAAAAUCCCAAACCACUCAGUCAUUCCCGUUUCCAACCCCUGCUCCACUUUUCCUUGCAGGCAACCCAGUUGUCUACUUUUCUGCCUCUGUAUAUUUGUCUUUUCUGGACAUCUUUUUAAAGCUCCUCCUUUCUAACUGUAAUUAGAUAUACUUCGAUCAGUAUUUCCACAUACCUACCUUCGCCACAGCCACACAACCCCUGGUGACCACUAUUCUACUCUCUACUUCUACGAUUCUACAUAUGAAUCACAUGAGCAAAAUCAUACAAUGUUUGUCUUUCCAUGCCU
Messenger RNA from Ictidomys tridecemlineatus (thirteen-lined ground squirrel), 3939 nucleotides. The record is from RefSeq and is a predicted model, not a curated record. Lineage: Eukaryota; Metazoa; Chordata; Mammalia; Rodentia; Sciuridae.